AUGUCCGACAACAAGGAGGCUCAGCCUCCGCAUAUUGGUGGAGAGGCCGCUGCCCAACCGACACCCGGGACUCAAACCCAUAGCACAGAGCAUCUUGAGAGUAUCCCGUCACACACCGUCACGCAACAGGAGCAGGAGAAAGCAGAUGCGUGUCUCGAUAUCAAUCAUGUGGCUAAUCUCGGCCUUGAGAACUGGGAAGACCUUGAGAAAAAGGUUGUCCGCAGAUUGGAUAUGACCAUGCUGCCUCAGCUUUGGAUUCUCUACAUGUUCAACUAUCUCAAUAGGGUCAAUAUUGCACAGGCUCGACUGAACACCUUCGAUGAGGACCUUGGCCUGGAAGAUGGAGAUUACCAAACGGCCGUGGCUAUCCUAACUGUGGGAUACAUGUUAGCUCAGCUGCCAUCCAACAUGUUGAUCACCCGUGUUCGCCCGGCUGUUUACCUUCCCACCGCCGCCAUGUUGUGGUCUGCCAUUUCUGCCGCAACGGCAGGGUGCACCAGCGCUGGGGGCCUUCUAGGUGUCCAAUUUGUUCUCGGAAUCAUUGAGGCACCUCUGUUCCCAGGUGCCGUGUUCCUCAUGUCUUGCUGGUACACUCGUCGAGAAUUGGCCUUGCGUACCGCUCUACUGUACUCUGGGUUAGUCCUCGCGCAGGCCUUCUCCGGUCUUAUUGCUGCAGGGGUUUUUGCAGGACUUGACGGUGCCAUGAACCUCGCCGGAUGGCAGUGGCUUUUCAUCCUCGAAGGUGCCGCCAGCGCCUUCUUUGCCUUAACAGCGUUCUUCAUUCUCCCGAACUACCCACAGUCUGAGAAUGGCAGCGCCAUGUGGUCGAUGACUUCGGAUAUGCGCAAGGUCGCCGUCGCUCGCAUCCUUGACGACCGUGUUGAAAAGUCAGAAGGCUUGAGCGUCUGGCACGGCCUCAAACUCGCCGUAACAGAUGUCAAGUGUUACAUCUUCAUCUUCAUGAACAUCUUCAUCACCUCGUCGUACGGAUUUAAUAACUUUUUCCCCACCAUGGUCAGGGGCUUUAACCUCGGUUCUGACAACGUCUCACUGCUCCUGACCGCUCCUCCCUACGUCUGGGGCACGAUAGUCUCGUUCCUUGUUGCAUGGAACUCGGACCGGAAACGCGAGCGUGGGUUCCACAUCAUGGCCAACCUCUGCUGUUCUAUCACUGGCUUUAUCAUCACUGUCGCCACGGUCAACACGGCGGCGCGGUACACAGCAGCCUUUCUCUAUACCUCUGGCAGCUUCUCCGCAAACGCCCUGGUCUACACCUGGGCUGUGUCCUCGCUUGGGCAGACACCAGAAAAGCGGGCGGCGGGUGGUGCGAUUGUCAACAUCUGCGGACAUAUUGGCAACGUCAUUUCUCCGUACUUCUUCCCUGAUAGAGAUGCACCGCGCUUCACCAUGGCCAUGAUCUUACAAAUCGUAUUUGCAUCGCUCGCUCUGACGAUGGCUGGCGUCUCCAAGAUGUAUCUGAGGAAGCAGAACAGCAAGCUGCGCGAGUCGGCCGAGAGGCUUGGCAGGGCUUACAACCCUUUCACCACGUAG
Messenger RNA from Verticillium alfalfae VaMs.102, 1551 nucleotides. RefSeq lists its product as hypothetical. Gene Ontology annotation, molecular function: transmembrane transporter activity. Gene Ontology annotation, cellular component: membrane. Bases 1 to 1551 code for a protein of 516 amino acids. Lineage: Eukaryota; Fungi; Ascomycota; Sordariomycetes; Glomerellales; Plectosphaerellaceae. The record is from RefSeq and is a predicted model, not a curated record. The transcript has 3 exons. Gene Ontology annotation, biological process: transmembrane transport.